CGCUGUUGUUGCCUAUUUUCUAUUCCAGCUCGCACCGCCGUUGUCAAACUCUCUGAGUCGCCGAGUGGGCGGGACGCUGCCGCGCUACUACUUGGUCGAGCCAAGCUGCACGCGAGAUCGAGGCUCAUCGACCCUCCUCAACAAGCCGAUCGGAGUUCCUUGACCAACGGCGCGCGCGCUAUUGCCCACGACCGCUUGUAAAGAUAGGCAACAUCUUGUCUGACUUGUCGAGGAUAGGCAACAUCCCGUCGACUACUCGAGUAUAGGCAACAUCUUGUCGACUGCUUAGGAUAGGCAACAUCGCGACGAGCAGUCGAGGAUAGGCAACACCGUGUUCGUUGACUGCUCGAGGAAUAGGCAACUUCUCGUCGACCACUCGAGCUCGGCGAGGUCGAAGACUCUGGACAUUGGACGAACUCUCGCCAGUGAGCACUACCGGCUGCUGUUCGACUCGCUGCCGCCUCCUCCUCCCUCUCGAUAGCCGCCCUCGACACCCCUCUGGAGCAGUAUAAAAGCUGUCGUCGCCCGCCAUGUCGUCGCUCACCACCACGCUGCGAACUGCAACCCGCCUCGCCCACCUUCCCCGCCUUACCCUCCGCCAAACUCCAUCCCGUCGCACAAUGUACACCCCUCGCCAGCUGACCGUCAACGGCGAGCGCAUGAUGGAGAGCCUGCACGACACGUGCAAAUGGGGCACCGGCACACGCUGGGGGCCCGGGCCCAACGACACGGGCAUGUGCCGCCUGACCCUCACCGACUCGGACAAGUCCGUCCGCGACUGGUUCAAGGCCGAGAUGGAGGGCCUCGGAUGCAAGGUCUCGAUCGACGCCAUGGGCAACAUGUUUGCCGUGCGUCCUGGCCAGUCGGCUGGCGCGCCGACGGCCAUGGGCAGCCACUUGGACACGCAGCCUACUGGCGGGCGGUACGACGGCAUUCUCGGCGUGCACGCUGCUGUUGAGGCCAUGCGCGUUGUCGUCGAGAACGGCGUGCAGACCAAGUAUCCCCUGGCUGUUAUCAACUGGACCAACGAGGAAGGCGCGCGCUUCCCCAAGUCGCUGCACGGCUCGUCCGUCUGGGCCGGCACUCUCCCCCUCGACAAGGCCCUCGCCCUCACCGACGUCGCCGACCCAACCUUGAUUGCCGGGGAGGAGCUCGCACGGAUCGGGUACGCCGGCGAGAUGGAGUGCAGCGCCAAGGCCAACCCGCUCGCGGCGCACUUUGAGCUCCACAUUGAGCAAGGCCCCGUCCUCCCCGAGAACAAGCAGCGCAUCGGCGUCGUGGCCGGCGGCCAGGGCUACAAGUGGUACACUAUCACCAUCCGCGGGCGCGACUCGCACGCGGGCACCACGCCGUUCGCGUACCGCGCCGACCCGAUGCUGCUCGCCGCGUUCUUCCUGACCCGCGCGCACGAGAUCGCGCGCACCCACUCGGGCCUGGUGACGACGGGCAUCUUCCACGCGCACCCAGGGAGCAUCAACACGAUCCCGAACAACGUGUCGUUCUCGCUCGACUUCCGGCACGUGUCGGACGCGGGCGUGGCCGCGAUCGACAAGGACAUCAAGGCCAUGGCGAAGGAGCUCGAGACGCAGGGCGACAAGUACAAGUGCGCGAUCGAGUUCGAGCCGCUCUUCGACGCGCCGGCCGUCCAGUUCCACCCCGCGUGCCGCGACGCCAUCCGUACCGCCGCCGAGGGCAGCCUUGCCGCCGCGGAAGUGCGCGACAUCAUCUCGGGCGCUGGGCACGACUCGUGCGCGACCAACCUCCACUGUCCCACCGGCAUGAUCUUCAUCCCGUGCAAGGACGGCCUGAGCCACAACCCCGAGGAGUACUCUACGCCCGAGGACUGCGUGCUCGGCGCGCAGGUGCUGCUUGACGCCGCGCUGCUCUUCGACCAGGGCCGCAAGGCGUAG
This is a messenger RNA of Vanrija pseudolonga, 1910 nucleotides long. RefSeq names its product N-carbamoyl-L-amino-acid hydrolase. The record is from RefSeq and is a predicted model, not a curated record. The transcript is spliced from 4 exons. Bases 531 to 1910 code for a protein of 459 amino acids. Gene Ontology annotation, molecular function: hydrolase activity, acting on carbon-nitrogen (but not peptide) bonds, in linear amidines. NCBI's taxonomy places the organism in Eukaryota, Fungi, Basidiomycota, Tremellomycetes, Trichosporonales, Trichosporonaceae.